CGCCACUCCUUUCAGAAGCUUGGGGCCUCCCCGGUCAGAAGGGGUUUGCUCUGUGCAUCUAGGAAGAAUCCCUGUACUUGAUACGCGUGUCCUCUUGUUCACUUCGCUGCACAAUCGUGAAUGCCCUUAUAUGUCCAACAGCGGUAUGGACGCUAGCCAGCCCAUGGGAUUGAAAGAAACACCAAACGGCGUUGACCUUGAAGGCCGCAGUUCCCCGUACUGAAUUCGUUGACAGCGCAGUCUGUCCUGGAGUCUGGAGCCCGCGCCAAAAUAGCAACAUAGAGUCAUUCAGUCCAGCUCUCGCACCACAACAUGGAGGAGGGGCCCAAGUUCAAUACCACGUUCCUGCAGGCUGCAGCGAUAAUGUGGAUGGUGCUUACAGGGAUCACUGUUCAUGGACAACUGAAGAUUGCCUGUGACAGCGAGGGGGAUGAGAGUCCAGCCUGCAUCUGUUGGUCCGAAACUGUGUCAUGCCAAGACGCCGACUUGACAGCUGUGCCUUCUGAUAUCCCACCGGAUACCAUCGUCUUGAAGCUCUCAAGAAACACGAUAUCGUCACUUCCCAAGCUGGUCUUUGGUUACCUUCCUCAACUGUCCACACUAAACUUGCGUUACAACAAAAUGUCCUACAUAGAGGCAGGCGCUUUCGAUGGGUUAGGUGGUAGCCUCCACGAGCUUCGCCUAAGCAUAAACGACCUAGCGAGUUUAGAGGAGGGCGUGUUUAGAAAUCUAACAUCGUUGGAGUAUCUGGAUCUUGUUGACAAUAAGAUAUGUACCUUGAGCUCAGGCAUCUUUCGCGGUUUAACAAGUUUGGACCAUAUUCUGCUGGAUGGGAAUAGGCUUUCAAGUUUGCCCGCCGACGUUUUCUCUGACACAUCCUCCUUGGGAACGGUACAUCUGGCCAGAAACCGUAUAAAGAACCCAGAAAACGUUUUGCCUUCCCUUCCACCAAAUAUAACGUCCCUGGACCUGAGCGGGAACGGUUUGGGGAACUUGGAAACGGCAGCAUUUAUCGGUUUCCCUCGUCUCUCGACUCUCCGUCUGAAAUCAAACAACAUCUCGUUCCUCCCGGAAGACGUUUUUCUUGGUCUUGAAGCUCUGAUCACUCUGUCCUUGGACCACAAUAGUCUUAUUGAGCUUACAGGAAACAUGUUCAGUAAUCAUCCUUCUCUGGCAAUUCUAAGUUUACGCAACAACGAGAUUGUAACAAUCGAGGUUGGGCUUUUCAAUCGAUUCCCAAGGCUAUUGUUCAUCGAUCUGCAGUCUAACAGGUUAGCCUCCAUGCCACCUGGUACGUUUGCUAACCUCUCCGUUCUCAGAGAAAUUGGACUGAACGACAACAAGCUAGAAAGUCUGGAUGAAGAUAUCUUCAAGGACCUUCGUCGCCUCCAGACCAUUCGCCUUGAAGACAACGAGAUCAAACGUCUUCCGUCUGGAAUUUUCAGUGAAGCAAACUUGGAAGACCUGUUGAUUCUGUAUCUUCACGAGAACGACCUGACAGUCAUAGAAAACUUCACGUUUGACAACCUUCCGAGCAUACAAUCCAUUUCUCUGGAAGAAAACCUGCUGAUGACGGUAGACUGCGGGAUGGUUCCAUCUCAGAACAUGUCGGCGUCGCUUGGGUACGUGAAAGUGACGUGUACAUGUCAAUUCAAACCGCUCUUCGACUGUCCCAACUUUGCAUGGCUUGGAGAGAAGACUCUCUGCGUGCGAACGCUGCCAAGAUCAUUAGCGUUAUGGGAGGUGCCAUUACUGAAUGAAAUCUCGCCAGAUAGCCUGGCUUGUGCUGGUGCGGGUUCUAGUCGCAUGGAUCUGGUUGUUUUGUUUAUUCUUCUGUUGUCUUCUGUUGUACUGUUUUAGAUACUUGAUACUGCCUUUGAAUAGCUCAUCAGGUGGAUACAAUGUAUGAUGUUGGGAUGCAUUUUUUUUAUCUAAUUAUAUUUAACGUUACACAAAUCACAAACUAAUUUUAUAUACACAAUUAUGAUAAUGAUGAUGGUGAUAAUAAUACGGAGCAGUAAGGUACAUUUGUGUACUUACGCAGUUGACACAAAGUACAGGGACUUCCGUAAGGUCUUUACCAACGUUAAUUUCUUUAAAGAUACACCAAAGUAAAUACAAUCAUUCUAACCUGAUAAUAAUGAGGUUUGUGGGUUUAUCGGAUUUAACAAGCGCCUACUACCAACCAUUCUCUUUCUAUUUAUCUGCCUAUUUGCACAUUGCAAGAAUUAUCCACUCCUAGAAUACAACUGAUCAUGAAUUGAUAUAUAGAAUGAAAUGUAUAAAAUUAAAUUGAGCUAAUUAUAUUGAGGUAAUAAAGCAAAUACAGAUGCUAAUA
Branchiostoma floridae (Florida lancelet) is the source of this 2338-nucleotide messenger RNA. Its product is annotated as leucine-rich repeat-containing protein 15-like. The coding region runs from base 313 to 1860 and encodes 515 amino acids. Gene Ontology annotation, molecular function: protein binding. Lineage: Eukaryota; Metazoa; Chordata; Leptocardii; Amphioxiformes; Branchiostomatidae. The transcript has 3 exons. The record is from RefSeq and is a predicted model, not a curated record.